Messenger RNA from Hyla sarda, 2286 nucleotides. It is a transcript of the gene TTLL1, whose product is annotated as TTL family tubulin polyglutamylase complex subunit L1. The record is from RefSeq and is a predicted model, not a curated record. Gene Ontology annotation, cellular component: cilium. The transcript is spliced from 10 exons. NCBI's taxonomy places the organism in Eukaryota, Metazoa, Chordata, Amphibia, Anura, Hylidae. Gene Ontology annotation, molecular function: metal ion binding; tubulin binding; ATP binding. Gene Ontology annotation, biological process: protein polyglutamylation; microtubule cytoskeleton organization. Bases 47 to 1417 code for a protein of 456 amino acids.
CGUUUUUACUGGUCCAAUCAACUGUCACUCACCGUUACAAGGAGUGAUGGGAGAUAAUCGUCACAAGGGCCUCCAAAGGUCCUUAAGCAUAAAACCAUAUAGUUCACCUGGUCACGUGACCCGCAGGUCCUGUUGCGCCAUACACAGAGCCAUGUCUGGGAAACUGAAGUGGGUGACGGACAUCGAGAAGUCUGUGCUGAUCAAUAACUUUGAGAAGCGGGGAUGGAUCCAGGUGUCGGAGAGCGACGACUGGAACUUCUACUGGAUGAGCGUUCAGACCAUCAGAAACUGCUUCAGCGUGGAGACCGGGUUCCGCUUAUCCGAUGACCAACUUGUCAAUCACUUUCCAAAUCACUAUGAGCUGACCAGGAAGGACCUGAUGGUGAAAAACAUCAAAAGGUACAGGAAAGAGAUGGAAAAGGAAGGCAGCCCCCUGGCCGAGAAGGACGAAAAUGGCAAAUAUUUGUAUUUAGAUUUCGUGCCGGUCACCUUUAUGCUUCCAGCAGAUUAUAACUUAUUCGUAGAAGAAUUUCGGAAAAACCCCUCCAGCACCUGGAUCAUGAAACCUUGUGGGAAGGCCCAGGGGAAAGGGAUAUUUCUCAUCAACAAGUUGUCACAGAUUAAGAAGUGGUCGAGGGAUAGCAAGACUUCCUCGUUUGUGUCCCAGUCUUCUAAGGAAGCCUAUGUGAUCUCCUUAUAUAUUGAUAAUCCCUUGCUGAUCGGUGGUAAGAAGUUUGAUCUACGCCUGUAUGUUCUUGUGACUACUUACCGGCCUCUAAAGUGUUACAUGUACAAGCUUGGAUUCUGUCGUUUCUGCACCGUGAAAUACACCCCUAGUACAAGCGAGCUGGACAAUAUGUUCGUGCAUCUGACGAAUGUGGCUAUUCAGAAACAUGGGGACGACUACAAUCACGUCCACGGUGGGAAAUGGACGGUCAGUAAUUUGCGUCUGUACCUGGAGAGCACCAGAGGACGGGAAGUCACUGAUAAACUGUUUGAUGAAAUUCACUGGAUAAUCGUCCAGUCCCUGAAGGCGGUGGCGCCGGUGAUGAAUAAUGACAAGCAUUGCUUCGAGUGUUAUGGCUAUGAUAUCAUCAUAGACGACAAGCUGAAGCCGUGGCUAAUCGAGGUGAACGCGUCUCCGUCCCUCACGUCCAGCACGGCCAACGACCGUAUCCUGAAGUACAACCUGAUCAAUGACAUCUUGAAUAUCGUUGUUCCGAAUGGCGAGAUCCCCGACCCCAAGUGGAAUAAAGUCCCCCCUAUAGAGGCUCUUGGGAACUAUGAGAUCCUAUACGACGAAGAGGCGGCACAAGCCGACGGGUCGGAACGAGACCUGAGGAACCGGCCGGGACAGACAUUUGGCUUCAAGGGCAGCCGGAGCAAAGAGUCUGGCAGAUCCGCAACGUGGAAGUAAUUAGUGUAUAAUUUGGGGAUGAAGUUCUACAGGUUUAUUGAGAAAGAAAGGGGCCAUCUUGUUUGCUAUAGGUGGAGGAACAUGACAAAAAAACGUUUCUUGGCUCGGUACAAGAGGAAACGCCCCAGGGAAGUAAUAAAGAUAUUGAUUGUGGAAGAAGAAGAAUUAUAGGGAAAUUGCUGACAGAGGAAAUGGCAACACGCAAAGCUAUUUAUAUUUCGGUCGGACGCUUAGUGUAUAAUAUACAGAAUGUGCAUGGAAUUACUGGGAGUACAUUGUGCAGACGAAAAUGUCUUCCUCUAUAGUCCGAACAACCGGGACAUUGUCUGAUAAACUAUAGAAGUGACACAGAUUUAUUAAUUGUUGUUCUAUUUAAAAAGUCAGUUUAAUCUACAGUAAAAAGGCGAAAACCGCUUUUUAAUAUCUUAUUUCUAGCCCGAGAUACGGCCACUUAAAGUUACAGGCCCUAAAGCCUGAGGCUGCACUACUGAAAGGUUCUGGUGACAACGUGUGCAGUUCUGUUGCGUUGUCAGGGAGACCUUGUUUUGAAUUUCAACCGCCAAGCGGAACCAUAUUUACUGGUUGUGUUGCUGUGAAUUUUGAUUUAGAUGCAAAACAACUUUAUGACUUUCGGUAGUGCAGCCUCAGGCUUUCGGGCCUGUAGCUUUACCUGAUCAUAUCUCGGCUUAGGAGUAAGAUAUUGAAAAACCGUUUUCACAUUUGUAAUGUGGCAUGAAGGGAUUUUUUUAAUUCUUUAUCGAUUUGAAAGUGAACGUUUGCUUGGGGGUUGAAGUGGAGUUGAAAAACAUCACUGUAGGGUCAAAGGGGUAUUCCAUGAAAAAAAUUUUUUUCAUAUCAACUGACUCCCG